Molecule: messenger RNA, 1074 nt
Organism: Trichoplusia ni (cabbage looper)
Lineage: Eukaryota; Metazoa; Arthropoda; Insecta; Lepidoptera; Noctuidae
Product: histidine-rich glycoprotein-like
Exons: 3
Coding region: 1-1074 (357 amino acids)
Source: RefSeq, a predicted model, not a curated record
AUGUUAAAAAUUGUUGCUCUUAUAGCCUUUAUAGGCGCUUGCGGGGCCAUCGAAAACGGAUACUCUUCUCAAAGCUUCCAUUUUGGCAAUCACCGCGAUCGGCAUGACAACCACCAGCAAGAUCAUCAUCGAUCAGGGGACAUUCGUGCUCAUACUGAUCAUCAUGAUCCUAAAAAAUACCACGGGCUAGGUGUUAUCCGCGUUCUAGAUCAAAACUACGGUCAUGAUGAGCACCACGAUCAUGAGCACCAUGAUCACAUUGAGCAACAAGAUAAUGUCAUGCAUGAAAAACACGCACAAGGAGAUGUCGACGUUCACGAUGAGCAUAACGGCCUACGUCAGGAUAAAGCUGCUCAUAUUGAGCAUCGUACAAACGGUGAGGAUCAUAUCAAUAAUUAUUUGAAAGAUAAGCACCAUACACUAGGUGUUAUUUACGUUCCUGAUGAACAUGACGAAGAUGACGAUGAUGAUUCCGAACAUCAUCAAAGCAAUGAUCAUGAACUCGGUGCGCAAAACAGUUUCCAUGGGCAUGAUAAACUGCACCAUCACCACGAGGAUUUUCAUGACCACGUUGAGCAUCAGAGUCAGAAUGAUCACUACGAUCAUAAGGAACAUCACAAGCACAAUGAGAAUCACCACGCUCAUAAUGAUCACGUGUCUGAGCAUAAAAUAGAGCUCAGUGUUCAGCAUAUAGUGGAACAUGGAUCACACCAGGAUAUCUCUACUGAACCUGAUAUGGAAGAGCACAAUAUUAAGCUUAAGGAAAUGGAACAAGAACAUGUCGGAGUUGCUCCGGUUAUGGAAAAUAAUGAAGACGAGAUACACAAAAAACCUAUUGUUCCUGUGAAAAUAGCAGUUCCAGUAGCACAUUACGUUCAAAGUGAUCAUCAUGAACAAGGUAUCUCUUUACAACACAUGAAUAGCCAUCAUCUUGCUCAUCCAGUCAGGGCUCUUACUAAUCAUGGAAUUGAUUCUGUUCAAUAUGUGUUCGAGAACCAGGGAAAGGUCUCCCACACCGGUGACCACAGGUCACACGGUCACGCCGUAAAAGGCGUGCACAGCCUGCACGUUUAA